This is a messenger RNA of Paramacrobiotus metropolitanus, 3686 nucleotides long. RefSeq lists its product as uncharacterized. Lineage: Eukaryota; Metazoa; Tardigrada; Eutardigrada; Parachela; Macrobiotidae. The record is from RefSeq and is a predicted model, not a curated record. The coding region runs from base 2222 to 3517 and encodes 431 amino acids. The transcript has 13 exons.
UUCGCGGUCGGUCAGGUGUUCGCACGGAAGCGUGCCGAGUGAUUUGGGAUAUCCCGACACACGGAUUAAAGAGCGAUUCCCAUACCCAGGCGCUCCAGGCAUAUGCGGGUCCAUAAUCAAGAUAAUUGUCGGAACAGUGUAACAGCUGAUGAAACGCGUACGUCAUAUUUCCAGCUCCGAAAUACAUGAUCUCUUUCGCAUUACUUUCCGGGGAACGGUAAUCACACAGGAGAUAGGUCAGUGCGUAAGAAAACUUCAGCAGCAGCUUUCGCACAGCGGGAUGUACAGCUUGAUCUACAUGGUCGCCUCUCUUUUGAAACAGCAGCGGCAAUGUAUGGAGAAACAAAUGCAGGUACUGAUUAUUUUUGUAGUCAUUCGUUUCAUUUAAGGGGCCGGGUAUCCGGUUGUAAUUACUGGGAUACUUAAUUUCUCUAACCAUGACGUCACUCAGCAAAUCGAUACAGCGUUUAUCUAAAAGACGCUUCUGGUUGCCGAAAUCCAGCAAUUUUGAAAUCGGUAAUUCUUGGAUAUCCACUUCCUUCAACACCAAAAAAAGCCGCUCUGAGACAUUUGGAAAUAACGUGCAUUAAAUCAUGUGGGAAGCAUUUGAUCAUGUCGAAUCUUUCUGCUGGAAGUCGAAGCAUCUCGAAAUAGUUCUUAAUGCCGUCGUCUCCAACCUCCGACUCAGAAAUUUCUUUUGUAGUCUGUGCCGCUAUUCUUUUUGCUAGACAGUUUUGAGCCUGAUUUCUUAGUCUGUCAUUCGUUCUCCAAAUCAGGAUAUCCCCGUGCUUGAAUGGAUAUCGUACGCUUUUGCUGUCUUGGACCCCAUCUACUAAACAGCUGGUACAGCCACGCACUUUUGAGUUAUAGAGACGGCUGCCUCUGAUAUCCGCUCGUGCUGGGGAAUCACAGCAACAUAAACCGAUUUCGACAUUAAAGAGCAGCGCAGAUUCACCGACAUUUAUGCACAGAGAUCCUUUCUGGAUAUCCAGUAUUUCCGUUAUGAAGGCUUUAAAUAAAACGUUCGCCGGAGGUUUUUUCUGGCCGACAUAGAGUGCCGCAAAACGUGCAAACCCCCAUCGAUAUCGCACCGGUAAUUCAGCCAAGGUCCAGGACACAACCCACAAACUAUUUUUCCUUCCCUUCACAUCUGCACCGUCAAACCAGAACAAUAAAGUUAGGCGCCGAUGGUUUUCUUUUUCAGAAAGAUCAGUUAACCGGUUCCCAUGUUGGAUAUCCAAGUUAUUUUGUGGAAUGGGGGCAUCGAGAAGUUGCCGGACUGACUGGUCCUGCAAAUAGCUGAAUCAGGCUGUCCUUUACAGAUAAGCAAUAAAAUUUGACAUGAUUUGUGUUGGCAGUUUGAACUACUCCACAACAGCCCAAAUCUUCGUUAACACCGCGCACAGUGCCAUUCUCAAUGCAAUGGAUGUACUCCGAGAUUUCUGGCCUGUCUUUCUUGACAUAAGCUGUUAAAAGGUAGUGUGAGGAAGGAAAAUUAUGGCCCGCAGGCAGGAGCCGGUCAAUGAAUGAUAACAUCUUUUCCUGAACCACAUUGCUGCAGUUGGUUUUUCGAAAAAUCAACAGCAAUUCCUCAACAGCAUCUUUCAGCAGAACGUCGCAUCCUUCAUAUACAUAUUUUGCGGAAAAACUUUCUUCUGGAUAACCGGCGUCUUUGGUUUCUUCAAUGACAGCUGCGCAUUCAGCGGUGGUAACGGGAAACUCGCUCUCCCCCACGCCAAAGCUGCUGUCUACCGACAUCUCGAACUCGGAUUCUGCAAUAAUUCAGAAAAAUAAAUGAAGUGUUGCAGGAAACUUAUAGAGUGAGUUCGAGAGGAAGCAACAGGAACUGGAUAUCCAUCAUCGAAGUGAAGUCGCGAAGAAAAAGUAUUUUGUCGUCAUAAGUGAUCACGACAACUGCGUUCGGGUUGUGGACUUCACCAAAAAGAACGGAGAGAAGACUUCGUUCCGUCUUCUGGAGGACGAAGUGCAAAACGGAAGCUAAGGAGCGGAGUAUCAAAAGGAAGAUAAAGUUGCGGCGUGGUUUCCGAAAUCCAGUGGUUUCACAGCUGGAUUCUACAUAUGCGAGAUAGUCGACAUCUGCGAAACGGAAAAAGAAGCGCAGAGCGUGAAGUGUCGAAUUGUUGAAAAUUUCAAGGAGAAAAAGAAAGCGUUUCGCAGUGUGAAAGAUAAAGAAAGGCUAAAGGAGCUUUAUGUGAACAGCAUGCCACCGAAGCCUGUUGCAGAUGCCGGAGUAAAUCGCUCGACGCAGGAUAGCCUUGAUACGGGAUAUUUGGCGAAUUUGCGACCCAUGUUACCAGUUUCAGACGGUAAAUUUCCCGGUUUUUGCUUUCAUUUUUGCAUUAUAAAAAUGAAAUUAUUAGGUUUUCAUUAUCCUUUUCUUAACGACAAAGACAUGUCGUACACAACCCUAUCUGCACCACAACCGAUCGCUGCUGUGGAUAUCCAUCGUUCACCUUCCAUGGACAGCCAACCAUCAUCUAGCGUAAAUGCUUCUGGUCCAAGUAAAUCUGUGCUUGCCACAAAAAACGUCGCUGCUUUGGAUAUCCAACGUUUUCCUGGCGGAAUCGCCUGUGGGGUUGAGCUCAAUAAAUCUGUGGAUGCCAUAUCAAACGGUUGUGAAAGUGUCCUUUGCGACGAAGAUUUCCCUCCUUCUUCUGGAACUUCUCCAAUCCCCAGCGAAAUGUCCAAAUCAAUGGAUAUCCAAGUUGUUGCUUCGGAAAACAGCUCCGGUGCUGCUUUGCCCGCAAUUCAAAAUUCGGGCAGGGAUAUCCCUUACAGUGUACCACCGGAAGUUGCGACUGGUGCUUCAUCAUCGGCAUUUGCGCCAGGUCGCAUCAAUCAUCUGCGAGCAAUUACGUCUGUAUCUGGCGUGCGAGACGUUGUGGCCAAGAAUCGAUAUGGGAUGGAUAUCCACAGUGAUGCACCGCCUCUUGUGAUCCGUGAAGAAAAUCCACGCAUAAUCAGGCAUCAAGGAGGUUACAAGAAGUUCAUCUGGUAUUGGCAGGCAAAAGCUGAGGGAACCGUGCAGCUACGACGAGGAUACGACAUUUACGUUUACACAACUAUCCUUGAUGACUGCAAAAUGAAGCAUCCCAUAUGGAAUCCAAAGACCUACACUGCCCAUGCGUGGGAAAUAGUUCAGCAUCUCAUGGGUGGUGAUGAGGGCAUCAUCGCGUGUUACGAAAAUCGGUAUGACAACCAGGGCGUGGACUUUCUCCUUGGGCGAAAUACUAUGCAAGCUGUUUUAGGAUAUGUGACGGAACUUUACAAACUUCAGCAGCCCAUGAAGGAGCUCACUGCGUUUAAGGCCAUGAUCAACACGAGACUGCUGCAGCUGUUUCGAUCACGCAAGCAGAGCAUGUCAGGAGCAUCAAAAGCGAAAACUAACGGACGACUAGUUCAUAGUUCCCACCGGCGAAUGUUUAGCAAUUUUGUCCAUUUUAACGGUUUACCUAAUGAUUUGAGCGGUGCGGCAGUUUUUUCAAGGAUAUCCUGAUGGGGUAGUCAUUUUACAGAUCCCAUUGUUUCCUCUUUGAUUAUGAUAUUGAUUUAUAAGAAGGCAUUUCUACUGUUCAAUUUAUUUUGCCGCUUUUUCUGGAAUUUACCGUUGCUUUACUCGCGUAAAAAUGGUUGAUGUUCAGCUAUAAGAAAAACAAACCAAAAAA